Messenger RNA from Knipowitschia caucasica, 942 nucleotides. Lineage: Eukaryota; Metazoa; Chordata; Actinopteri; Gobiiformes; Gobiidae. The record is from the annotation of a GenBank genome assembly.
AUGCAGGCACCGAAAGAACAAGAGAGUCUCCGCAGCCAUGAGCGAGACCUCCUGUCCUCAGAGAGUCUCCGCAGCCAUGAGCGAGACCUCCUGUCCUCAGAGAGUCUCCGCAGCCAUGAGCGAGACCUCCUGUCCUCAGAGAGUCUCCGCAGCCGUGAGCGAGACCUCCUGUCCUCAGAGAGUCUCCGCAGCCGUGAGCGAGUCCUCCUGUCCUCAGAGAGUCUCCGCAGCCGUGAGCGAGACCUCCUGUCCUCAGAGACCUGCUGUCCUCAGAGAGUCUCCGCAGCCAUGAGCGAGACCUCCUGUCCUCAGAGAGUCUCCGCAGCCGUGAGCGAGACCUCCUGUCCUCAGAGAGUCUCUGCAGCCGUGAGCGAGACCUCCUGUCCUCAGAGAGUCUCCGCAGCCGUAAGCGAGACCACCUUCCUCAGAGAGUCUCCGCAGCCAGACCUGCUGUCCUCAGAGAGUCUCCGCAGCCAUGAGCGAGACCUCCUGUCCUCAGAGAGUUUCCGCAGCCGUGAGCGAGACCACCUGUCCUCAGAGAGUCUCCGCAGCUAUGAGCGAGACCUCCUGUCCUCAGAGAGUCUCCGCAGCCGUGAGCAAGACCUCCUGUCCUCAGAGAGUCUCCGCAGCCGUGAGCAAGACCUCCUGUCCUCAGAGAGUCUCCGCAGCCGUGAGCGAGACCUCCUGUCCUCAGAGAGUCUCCGCAGCCGUGAGCGAGACCUCCUGUCCUCAGAGAGUCUCCGCAGCCAUGAGCGAGACCUCCUGUCCUCAGAGAGUGUCCGCAGCCGUGAGCGAGACCUCCUGUCCUCAGAGACCUGCUGUCCUCAGAGAGUCUCCGCAGCCAUGAGCGAGACCUCCUGUCCUCAGAGAGUGUCCGCAGCCGUGAGCGAGACCUCCUGUCCUCAGAGACCUGCUGUCCUCAGAGAGUCUCCGCAGCCAUGA